Messenger RNA from Suncus etruscus (white-toothed pygmy shrew), 2810 nucleotides. RefSeq names its product NLR family member X1 (gene NLRX1). The record is from RefSeq and is a predicted model, not a curated record. The transcript has 8 exons. Gene Ontology annotation, biological process: negative regulation of canonical NF-kappaB signal transduction. Lineage: Eukaryota; Metazoa; Chordata; Mammalia; Eulipotyphla; Soricidae. Gene Ontology annotation, cellular component: mitochondrion. Bases 1 to 2799 code for a protein of 932 amino acids. Gene Ontology annotation, molecular function: protein binding.
AUGUGCUCCAGGGCCUUUAUCCGUCACUACAGAAGUUCAGCGGGCGCUUGUACCCCAUCGGGGAGGCAUGCACAGUUGUUCCGGGGUGUUGCUGCAACUGAAGCGAUCCAGCAGCACCGUAAGAACCUGAUUGAGUGGUUUAGCCGGCUGCCCCGGGAGGAACGCCAGUUCGGGCCUACGUUCGCUCUGGACACAGUCCAUGUGGACCCAGUGAUCCGCGAGAACGCCCCAGAUGAGCUGCUUCGCCCACCUGUGGAACUGACCUUGGAUCAGCAGCCCCCUUGUCCCAGCCUCCCCCCAGUGGCUCUGCCCCAACUAUUCGACCCCGAUGCUUGUGGACGUCGCGUGCAGACCGUGGUGCUGUACGGGACGGUGGGCACCGGCAAGAGCACGCUGGUGCGCAAGAUGGUCCUGGACUGGUGUUAUGGGCGCCUGCCUGCCUUUGAGCUGCUCAUCCCCUUCUCCUGUGAGGACCUGUCAUCUCUGGGGCGUGCCCCAGCCUCUCUGUGCCACCUGGUGGCCCAGCGCUACACGCCCCUCAAAGAGAUCCUACCACUCCUCUCUUCGGCUGGCUCCCGCCUGCUUUUUGUGCUUCAUGGCUUGGAGCGGCUUAAUCUUGACUUUCGGCUGGCUGGCACCGGGCUUUGUAGCGACCCCAAGGAACCCAUGGCACCCACGGCCAUUAUCGUCAACCUGUUGCGCAAAUACAUGUUGCCAGAGGCCAGCAUCCUGGUGACCACCCGGCCCUCUGCCAUCGCCUGCAUCCCCAGCAAGUACGUAGGCCGCUACGGGGAGAUCUGUGGCUUCUCUGACACCAACCUGCAGAAACUUUACUUCCAGCUGCGCCUCAACCAGCCCGACUGUGGCUAUAGUGCAGGGGGCACGGGGGUCUCUCUGACACCGGCACAUUGCGAAAAUCUGGUGCAGAUGCUGUCAAGGAACCUGGAGAGCCACCACCAGAUCGCAGCCGCCUGCUUCUUGCCCUCCUACUGCUGGCUGGUGUGUGCCACCUUGCACUUCCUGCAUGCACCCACGCCGGUAGGCCAGACGCUUACAGGCAUCUAUACCAGCUUCCUGCGCCUCAACUUUAGUGGGGAGAUGCUAGACAGCACCGACUCCCCCAAGAUGUCCCUGAUGGCUUACGCGGCCCGGACCAUGGGAAAGCUGGCCUACGAGGGAGUGUCCUCCCGGAAGACCUACUUCUCCGAGGAGGACGUGCGUGGCUGCCUGGAGGCGGGCAUCCGGACAGAGGAGGAGUUCCAGCUGCUGCAUGUCUUCCGUCGGGAUGCCCUGAGGUUCUUCCUCACCCCCAGUGUGGAGCCGGGGCACAAGGGCACCUUUGUUUUCACUGUGCCCUCCAUGCAGGAGUACCUGGCCGCCCUCUACAUCGUCCUGGGCUUGCGAAAGACAACGCUGCAGCGUGUAGGCAAGGAGGUGGCUGAGUUGACGGGCCGCGUCGGGGAGGAAGUCAGCCUGGUUCUGGGUAUUGUGGCCAAGCUGCUGCCCCUACGGAUCCUGCCGCUGAUCUUCAACCUGCUCAAGGUGGUCCCCACAGUGUUCGGGCGCGUGGUGGGGAAGAGCCGGGAGGCGGUGGCCCAGGCCAUGGUGCUGGAGAUGUUCCGAGAGGAGGAUUACUACAACGACGAUGUCCUGGACCAGAUGGAUGCCAGCAUCCUGGGUGUGGAGGGCCCUCGGCGCCACCCCGACGAGCCCCCUGAUGAUGAGGUCUUCGAGCUCUUCCCCAUGUUCAUGGGGGGGCUUCUUUCGGCCCCCAACCGGGCGGUGCUGGCUCAGCUCGGUUGCCCCAUCAAGCAUCAGGAGGCUCUGGAGAAUGCUCAGGCCAUCAAGAAGCGACUGGGCAAGCUGGGCCGCCAGGUGCUGCCCCCAUCAGAGCUCCUAGACCACCUCUUCUUCCAUUAUGAGUUCCAGAACCAGCGCUUCUCUGCCGAGGUGCUGGGCUCCCUGCGCCAGCUCAACCUGGCCGGCGUGCGCAUGACACCCCUCAAGUGCACCGUGGUGUCCACUGUCCUGGGUAGUGGGAAGCACACUCUGGAUGAGGUGAACUUGGCCUCCUGCCAGCUCGACCCCGCUGGGCUGCGCACUCUCACGCCUGUCCUCCUGCGCUCCCGAAAACUGGGCUUGCAACUCAACAGCCUGGGCCCCGAGGCUUGCAGGGACCUCCAGGACCUGUUGCUACAUGACCAAUGUCAGAUCACCUCCCUGAGGCUGUCCAACAACCCACUGACAGCGGCCGGCGUGUCCAUGCUGCUAGAGGGACUGGCAGGAAAUAGCUCACUCACUCACCUCUCCCUGCUGCACACGGGCCUGGGCGACGAGGGCCUGGAACUGUUGGCUGCCCAGCUGCACCGGAACCAUGGACUCCAGGAGCUAAACGUGGCCUACAAUGGCGCCGGUGACAAGGCGGCUCUGGCCUUGGCCCAGGCUGCACGCAAACACCCAACCCUGGAGCUGCUUCAUCUCUACUUCAACGAGCUGAGCUCCGAGGGUCGCCAGGUCCUUCGGGAUCUGGCAGCCAACCCCGAAGGUGGGGCCCGAGUGGUGGUGUCGCUGACCGAGGGGACAGCCGUGUCCGAGUAUUGGUCAAUGAUCCUCAGCGAAAUCCAGCGGAACCUCAACAGCUGGGAUCGGGGCCGGGUGCAGCGGCACCUGGAGCUGCUGCUGCAGGACCUGGAGGACAGCCGGGGUGCCACGCUGAACCCCUGGCGCAAAGCCCAGCUGUUGCGCGUGGAGGGCGAGUUCAAGGCUCUGCUGGAGCAGUUGGGAGGCUCUGGAAGCUGAGUCUCAGGCCA